Messenger RNA from Topomyia yanbarensis, 3022 nucleotides. Its product is annotated as LIM domain transcription factor LMO4. The coding region runs from base 2287 to 3015 and encodes 242 amino acids. The record is from RefSeq and is a predicted model, not a curated record. Lineage: Eukaryota; Metazoa; Arthropoda; Insecta; Diptera; Culicidae. The transcript is spliced from 8 exons.
CAUUGCAAUAAUAAAAAUUAUCAGUUUCCGCAUGAAACCGUUGAGCAGCGACUUUCCCAUGGUUCUGAUUUAGUUCUAGUUGGCGUGACGAUGGGACCGGAUCCUGAACGUAACACAUUUUUUUCGUCGUGCAUUCCCAAACAAAGUGAAGUUCUCCUUUGAAAUUGCAUGCUAUAUUUUUCGGUGGGCCCUGUUUUAAACCAUACACUACUGUCAGAAAUUAAUCUCCCGUCACAUUGGGGUGAAUAAAAUACCGGUGCCGGAUCGUGAUCACCACGCGGGCAAGCAAUGGGAAGACCACAGCCGAGUGAUGAAAGCAGGUGUUGUUUGCCGUUUGAGAAAUGACCUCGCGCGAUAGCAGAAUGAUUCAUUGACUUUCAACAGGUUUAAAUGGUUUGCGGCUUGCAAUCUUUCCGUGUGGGUGGAUACGUGUUGGUGUUCGUAUGUGUGGGUGUUUAAGCAAGAGUGUGGUGCGAGAGUGCUUUUGGUGAGAUUUUAAAAUUGUUUCAAAGAUAAAUGAUAUUAAUAAUGCGUUGCAUUGUUGCCCAGCAAAGGUGUUAAUAAUUCAAAAGUUAUGGUGCUUUUGUGGCUGAAUUAAACAUUUGCACCGUAAGAGUUUUUGGCGGUACGCAAUCGCGACGAGAGAUCAUGCUUUUGUGUGUGCUCUGGAUGUAGGUGGCUGCUGAAUUAUUAAGAUCAAUGAUGCUGGCUAGGUCUGCACAAACGAUCCACUUAAAGAUUAUCUGAUGUGUGUCAAGCAAAUUUGCAUCAUCAACAGAACAGUGAAAAAGGGAAUAGAAGUUAGUGAACAUGUUUGAUGUGCUUAAUUAUGCGAUAUUAUCAGAAUAAUUAAGGAUAUAAUUAACUCAAAAGGAUAAUCCCGAAAGGAGCGUCAACAAAAAAGUUCAACUUCAACGCCGUGGAAGCUGAUUCAAUCAACUGGUAGAAGAGCUGCGACAAUUGUCACCAGGAAAGAAAAUUCAAACUGGAGAUCAUAAAAAAAGGAAAACCGUGCACUGAAAAGUUGUCCACCGACAGUCAGGCAGCCGAGAUCGUUAAAGAGAAAUAAUAGUACCCCGAUAGAAGGACAGUGAGUUCAGUGUUGAAGAAGAACAAGAAGAACCAGAAAAAAUCAAGUGAAAAUAUUUAUAUGAUUUUAAUGAGAAUCAAGAUAAGAAAUAAUAGUUGGGAAAUAAUAAAUAAAGGCAAACAUUAGCUAUCGAAGUCUCACGUUCCCCUACUGUUGUUGCUGCUAGUGAGCCCAGUGAUUCUGGCGUGAAGUGACUGUGAGUGGUGUAUCAAGAAUGGUCGCACAUUUGCGCCGCUAGUGAGUCAAAGUAAAAGACAGUCGCCUCCGAGCGGCAACCGUGAAGGAGGAAGAAACAGAAAGAAAAAAAACGACUAGGUGGUUAUUUUCGGUGCAUCCAUCGAGAACAGGGACAGUGCCGGGAGGUGCGCCACUUACGCGUUCAAUUGGCCGCCCGAGUAGAGCGAGUGUUUGCAUUGUCACCUGCUGCCUCCGUCUACCAGCCGCCUCCACCUGGCUGCUGGGGUGAUGCCGGCGAAACCGGGAACACUCCACCGUUCACCGAAACGGGAGACCGCGCGCAAAUUGCUGAAAUGAAAUAUAUUUCGCGAAAAUUGAAAUUUAUUUAGAUAGAUAAAAAGAAGUGCGACCGAGAAAAAUAGAAAAUUAUUUAUAAAUAAUAGCAGCGUGAAAAUAGCAGGCAGGCAGCAACAGCAGGUAAACCCACAGGAAAGUUGUGUUGUGUUUUGAAUAAAAGAAAAAAAGACGGAAAAGAGAAGAUAGUGGAACCUAAAUCUAUCAGUUUUGUCAGGUUAGAGCUCCUCACUUCCGCACGCGUCAGUCCGAGGCCGCUAUAAUCAAUAAUAAAAUACCGUUUUGCGUCCAAGCGGCCAAUCGCACCCCGUAAAGAUAAAUAGAAAAGUGCACCCAACUGGCAGAUAAUUGUGCACUCUCCCGAACCAGCAAAGUGGCAAUCGAGAACGAGUUUUCUAAUCGUCCAUUGUUUGCGAUUGUUUGUGUUUGUGAUAAAAAAAGAUUUGCAUCGUGGCAAAAAAAUACUAGUCAAUCAGUGCAAGUGAAGAAAAUCCAAUCAAUCCGGUGCAGCAGCAGCAGCAGUUCUCGCCUUUCCCUUGCGUCGAAAAGAAUAUUUGUUUUCGUGUGUUUAUUUAUUUUUAUUUCCACCCCCCUGAACGAUUCUUGUUGCUGGAAAAGCAGCAGCGAGUCCAUAAAAAGCCGUCAAGCUGGCCGCCUCAAUAGCAAUGAACCCGCACUAUCAUCCGUAUUCGGAUCUGGGCUCGUCGCCCCACUCGCCCAGUCCGGACAACAACAACUACCCGCAGCUGACGCCCCACCACAACGGGCAUGGUGGCGGCGCCGGCAAUCCAAUGGGGGUCAGUCAAAUGGACAGCCAAGCGGGUUUUCACGGUAUGAACAACGGCAAGGGACCGGUGCACUGCGCGGGAUGUGGAGUCAAAAUCACGGAACGAUUCUUCCUCAACGCUCUCGACCGGUUUUGGCACAAUUCCUGUCUCAAAUGCUCCUGCUGUGGUGCCAUGCUAGCGGACAUCGGUUCGAGUUGUUACACCCGCAGCGGAAUGAUCCUGUGUAAAGCGGAUUAUUUAAGAUUAUUUGGCUCCGGAGCCUGCUCAGCCUGCCAUCAGACGAUACCCGCCAACGAGUUUGUGAUGCGUACCACCUCGCACACCACGAUAAACAACAACCUGAAUAAUGCCAACAACCAGAACGGGGCGGGGAACAACAACAACAACAAUGGCCAGGGAGCACCCCAGUUGCACGUGUUUCACCUCAAGUGUUUCCAGUGCUCCAAGUGCGGCUGCCGGUUGGUGCAAGGUGACCGAUACUACAUGCUCGGUGGCAGUUUAGUCUGCGAGCAGGACUGGCACAAGUUGGUCAAGAGUUCGAACGCACAGGCGAAUCCACCACUGCGCAAGGGCAAGGUCGGGCGACCGAGACGAUCGCGAGACUGAGAUGGCC